Messenger RNA from Leptopilina heterotoma, 7757 nucleotides. RefSeq names its product metabotropic glutamate receptor-like (gene mGluR). NCBI's taxonomy places the organism in Eukaryota, Metazoa, Arthropoda, Insecta, Hymenoptera, Figitidae. The transcript is spliced from 5 exons. Gene Ontology annotation, cellular component: membrane. The record is from RefSeq and is a predicted model, not a curated record. Gene Ontology annotation, biological process: regulation of synaptic transmission, glutamatergic; G protein-coupled glutamate receptor signaling pathway. Gene Ontology annotation, molecular function: group II metabotropic glutamate receptor activity. Bases 3583 to 6330 code for a protein of 915 amino acids.
UGGAAUCACCCAAGAGUGAUAGGGGUGGGACGAGGAGAAACCCCGAAAGAUGGAAAUUCAGCGGUGGAAGGGGAAGAGAGAUCGGGUAUAGAGGAUGGGAGAGAAGCAUAGAGAGCAGAAGCGAACCGGGGAAGAGUGAGUGAGUGAGUGAGUGAGGAUGAAAGAGAGACAACGAGAGAGAGAGAGCGAGGGGGUUGAAGUUAGAGAUAGGGUCGGUUGUUCGUAGGGUGGCCGGCCGGCCAGUCGUGCAAUCGCGGCGACAUCGGUCGCACAUUUAUUCGCGAUGCUGGCGAACGCUUCUUUUUCACAUUUCAAAUUUCUUUUUUUUUAACUCUCAAAAUCAUCCAGCAUCUGCGUUAAUGCACCACCUCGAACGUCGAUAAGUACCUUAGAAACCAGGUCAACCCAUUUUUAAAAUAAAAUUUAAUAUUCUCAAAAAAAAAUUUACCCGCGUCUUUUCUUUCUCUGAAUUUUAGACCCGCGAUUUAGUGUCACAGUCUUUGAUUUCAAAUGGCAAUAACUUUAUCGCCCGAGGGUGAAAGUUUCAAAUAAAGCAACAACCUUUCUCCCCACAGUGGAAGUUGAGAGUUAAUGUUAGGUGCUCAAAAAUCAAGUGGAUAAGUGAUUUUGAACCUGGAUCAAAAAGAUACCGAAUAAUGCCCAUUAGGAUAGAAAACAACUUUUUUUGAAUUCCAUUCAAACUCGCAACAAGUGUAGAAAGACUAUUACAAUUUCCAGGGUGCUUUCUCUCCCUCAAAAAUACAGAAUAUUUUCGAAAAAUAUCUUCAAAUUUCUCCAACAGAAUCUUAUUUCUACGAAAUCAAUUUCAAGAUACCCAAAAGUACCGAUGCUAAUUUUGAUAAUUUCCAAAUAACCCAAUUCUAAUUAAUCCAAAGGAAUAGUAUGGAUUACCGAUAACGCAACAUUUAAUAUUUUUCAACAAUUCCUUUUUCCAAUCUGAAUUAUUCUCGAUAAGCAAUGACUUUCCAAAAAAUAGUCAAUUUAUUCAUGUAGGGGACACAAAUGCGUCUAUCGAAGGGAACAAUUUAUUUUUGAGAAAAAUCUAACACAGGGAUCACUUUCAAAGAAGGGAAAAAGCAAAAAAAAAAAAAAAACAAGUUACUUCAAGGAAAAAAACAAUUUUCGUAUUCAUGUAAAAAUUUCAAGGGGGAGAAAAAGAAAAUUGGGAGCAAUCAUAAAGAACAAAAUUGACAGCAAUAAAAUAAAAAAAAAGGAACAUAUAUAGUGGACGAAGAAAGAACGUUGAUCAAAUUUGACAGGAAAUAUAAAAACGAUAAAUUAGAAACUAAUUGACAUUGACGAAUUUCGGAAAAAAUUUUUCAGAAAUAGAGAAAAAUUGUCAAGAGACUGAAAAGAAACUUGUGACACAAAAAAAGUAGUUGAGAGAAGAAAUUCCAAAACUAUUCCCCUUUCUAAAUUUAAUGAAAAGUAAAUUUAUAGAGGAAAACAAUUCACGAGGAUAAAUUUAGAGAACAAGUUCUAGCAGUCAUAAAUUUGUAUGGAACAAAUAGUUCAAGUAUAUAAAUUCGUGGGUGAGCGAAUAGUUCAAGUAUAAAUUUCUUCUGAACAAAUAUCAAGUUUAAACUUUAAUUUUAAUACUCGCGAGGUUAUAAAGAAGAGACACUGGGAAAUAUGGUUCCAUAUGGUUGAAUUUUCCAAGGAAUAAAAAAUUGAUUUUUCAAGGGCAAGAAGAUUAGAAAGAAAAGGUUGAAUGGGAUGAAGGUGAUGAGAUGUGAUCUUGAGUCGAUGGGGGUGUGUAGUUGAAAGUAAAAGUCACGAGGGUGACGCGCUGAACAGCGUGCCAAGGGAUCUAUUGAUUUGUUUUUGUUGUAUGAGACCCACUGACCGCGUCGAAUGUGUGUCAGUAUCCUGGAAGGGCGUCGGAAACACGUCACACGAGGAUCAUGCUGUUUUCAUCGGUAUUCAAUAAGAAGAGCGAUUAUGAAAUAGCCAGAUUACUAUCCACAGUGGGAUAAUAACGACAUUCAAACCAGGAAUUAUAUGAAUUUUCUCUUCGAACAGAAAUAAUAAUAAUAAUAAUAAUAAUAAUAAUAAUAAUAAUAAUAAUAAUAAUAAUGAUGAUGGAAAUUGCGAUUUCCAUUUCAGGGAUUUCACCUCCUCCCGAGGUGUCAUCGAUACCAGGAAUCUGGAAAAUCAGCUGAUUUGUGUGAUACCUAACUUUUAGGAUUACGUUCAUUAUUUUGAUUGUCCAACUACUAAUUGGAAGCGAAUCGCUGAUUUAGGAUUCCCAAUGGCCUAUUUGACCUGAAGCAUGCCUUGCCUUGCCAGCCUGACUUGUGUUUAACAUCUAGAUAGUGCUGGAGCACUUGAAUUCUCAAGCACUCACUACUCUCCCGGUAUCAAUUGUCACUCGAAGCACCGGGUGGCUCAUUGUUGAACCUUUCGAGAUAACACGCGUUGUCUGUUAAUGAGCGAGGCGAAAUUAGGAAACUAACAAGGGAGCCGGUAUGAAAUGAGCAAUGACGAGGGUUUCAGACACGGGAAAUGGGGCAUGAAUUAGAACUCAUUUGGUAAAGUGUUGCGCCUCAAGGGGUCGACGGGAGCCAAGAGGAAAAACGCCAGCUUAACAACAACUCUCAACAAAUACAGUCUGUUAUAUUAUGGUGAUUGUCAUCUCACUAAAGAAACACUUUACCGAUAAAUUCCGAUUUCUAACCAUCAGGUGCGUCAAAUCUGCUAAUCGAUUUAAUCCCAUUUUCACCCACGUGUACUUUCAACGACUAUAAUUUCAUUCCGGAUGGAUUCAAAUACUUUUCUUAAAUUGCUUACGAAUUUCGAGCACAUCUAAUUUCAGAAACCAACUUCCGGUCUAUGAUUGCCGGAAGGGUUACUACAGGAAACUGAUGUUUAGAUUAAAUCAAGUCUAGGUUAGGAAUCAGAUUUAAGGGAAAUUAAGAAUUUCUUUUUAGAUGAAAAAAUAUAGCUUUUCCAUCAAGGGACGUCAGCAUAAAGAGACAAUAAAUCUCAAGACUUGGUACAAAGCACAAGACUAAACAUUAAAAAGUUGAGCUCUACUUUCUCGGACAAUAAAAAUAGAAAAAAAAAAGUUUGUUUCAACAGCAAUAUUUCCUUGAGGGGGAGGAGAGGGAAAUAACAUACUCUCUUCUCAUGACCUCGGUUGAGUUCUGAAUCGAUAACGCACACUAGCUGAAAAGCAUCGUUUUACUGUAAAGAUUAGCUCCAGGGAAACAAUUCGAUACGCUUGAAAUUCAUCAGCAAUUAUCGUAUCAUCCUGAGAGGAAAAAGAAUCCCCUGGCAACAGACUGACGCCAGAAGCAGCUAAGCGGCUCUUCUCUAGACCCUUGAAACUUGAGAUUCGAUUUCGAUUCAUUAAAAAUCGCCCAUUAGUCGAGAGAGCUAUUCUCACCAAUAAUUUGAAAAGAUUCUCCCACCGAACCGACUGUUAGUAACAAUAAGUAAAUCAAAACUUAGGAAAUUGAAUAACUCGAUAAAUGUCAAUUCGCUUAAGGGCGAGAAAAAUGGGUCAACAAGGAAAAUUGAAUUAGAUCUUUUUCAAAUCUUUUUUUGAAAACUUUUAAAAUGAUGUUUUCAAGUUUCAUCGUCAUCAAUUUACUGAUAAUAUUCCAAGUUGUCGACAUGUCUCUGUCGCCAAAAGUGCCUAGCGAGAGGGAAGCUAUCUUGAUUCCGGGUGAUGUAGUUCUGGGUGGUUUAUUUCCGGUGCAUGAGAAGGGUGUUUCCGCCUGCGGUCCAAAGAUUUACCAUAGAGGGGUCCAGCGCUUGGAGGCAAUGCUCUUUGCGGUUGAUAAAAUCAACAAUGAGAAGGAAAUUUUAUCGCACACUAAGCUUGGUGUGCACAUAUUAGACACCUGCGGUAGAGAUACAUACGCCUUGAAUCAAAGCCUUCAUUUUGUGCGUGCCUCUUUAUCUAAUCUGGACCUGAGUGUCCUCGAGUGUGCUGACAAAUCCCUACCAAGAGUCAAGAAAACAGUCAAUACCGGUGCAAUAUUUGGAGUGGUUGGAGGGUCUUACAGUUCGGUUACACUUCAAGUGGCAAACCUUUUAAGAUUGUUUCACAUCCCCCAAAUAUCCCCAGCCUCGACAGCAUCAGCAUUAAGUGACAAGACGAGAUUUGAUUAUUUCGCUCGAACUGUUCCACCUGAUACUUAUCAAUCAAUAGCACUUGUCGAUGUUGUCAAAAGUGCUAAUUGGUCAUAUGUGUCGACAGUUUAUUCUGAAGGAUCGUACGGGGAAUAUGGAAUAGAAGUUUUCACGAGGGAAGCAACAGAGCGAAAUGUGUGUAUCGCGGCGGCUGAAAAAGUGCCAAGCACCGCUGACGAUAUGGUAUUUGAUGCGAUUAUUCAGAAGUUGAGCAAGAAACCAAACGCGAGGGCAGUGGUUUUAUUCACGAGAGCUGAGGAUGCUAGGAACAUUUUAGAAGCCGCAAAGAGGGCUAACUUGACCCAGCCUUUUCAAUGGAUAGCUAGUGAUGGUUGGGGUAGGCAAAUGAAGUUGGUCGAGGGUUUGGAGGAGGAGGCCGAAGGUGCCAUCACCGUUGAGUUGCAGUCAAAGGACAUUCCCGAGUUCGAUAAGUACAUGGCGUCGCUUACACCCGAAAAUAACAGAAGAAAUCCUUGGUUCGGAGAAUAUUGGGAGGAGGUUUUUGGCUGUGUUUUAAGGAAAAAUCAUGAAAAGGGGGUUAAUAAAAGUGUUCAGGAGUGUGAUCCGAAUCUAAGACUCACGCCCGAGAUGGGCUUUGUUCAAGAAUCAAAGGUGCAAUUUGUCGUCGAUGCAGUCUAUGCGUUCGCUUUGGCUUUGCAUAAUCUUCAAAAAGACAUAUGCAAAAGAAGCGUCGGAUUAUGCAAUGAAAUGAUCUCUUACGACCGGGGUCAGUUCUACAAGAAAUAUCUUCUUAACGUCUCCUUCAUAGACGCUGCGGGAAGCGAGGUAAAAUUCGACGAGCACGGUGAUGGACUCGCACGCUACGAGAUUCUCAAUUUCAGGAAAAUGAAUCUCAGCAGUAAUAAUGGAUAUCAGUAUAAGGUGGUGGGUAAAUGGGUUAGUCUUAAAUCCCUCGACAUCCGAACAGAGGAACUUGUUUGGGCACGUGGAGCAAAAGACAUACCAAUAUCAGCUUGCUCAUUACCCUGUGAACCGGGCAUGAUUAAGAAGCAACAGGGUGACACUUGUUGCUGGGUAUGCGACCAAUGUGAAGAGUAUGAAUACGUUUUUGAUGAGAUGACGUGUAAGGAUUGUGGUCCAGGCAGAUGGCCUCAUCCUGACAAGAAGGGUUGCUAUCAACUGCCCAUAAAGCAUAUCAGGUGGACGAGUGCGUUCGCUAUAGUGCCUGCGGUGAUUUCAAGUUUGGGUAUCAUAACCACUCUUGCAGUGGCUGGUUUGCUCUUUAAGCAUCGUGACACGCCAGUGGUGAGGGCAUCCGGACGAGAAUUGACCCUCAUCCUCUUAGCUGGAGUCCUGGUUUGUUAUCUCAAUACAUUUCUCCUUUUGGCAACCCCAACCACAGCCACAUGCAUCCUUCAGAGGUUUGGCGUUGGGGUCAGCUUCAGUGCUGUUUAUGGUGCUCUACUAACCAAGACUAAUAGGAUUGCAAGGAUUUUCGAUUCGGCAACCAGGUCGGCUGUCAGAUUAAGGUACAUCAGUCCCACGUCUCAAGUGUGCAUCGCCGCUGCUCUCAUUGCAUUUCAGGUGGUGUUGACUUUGGUCUGGAUGAUCGUGGAACCCCCGGGUACUCGUUACUGGUAUCCAGAUAGGAAGGAGGUGAUCCUCAAAUGUAAUAUUCAAGACAUGAGUUUCCUCUUUUCUCAACUUUAUAACGCAACCUUGAUCCUUGUAUCCACAAUAUACGCCGUAAAAACGAGAAAAAUUCCCGAGAACUUCAACGAAAGCAAGUUUAUCGGAUUCACAAUGUAUACAACAUGUAUAAUUUGGUUGGCUUUUGUGCCGAUAUACUUUGGUACUGGGAAUGCCCACGAGACACAAAUCACGACACUUUGUGUGGCUAUAAGCCUCAGUGCUUCAGUGACUUUAGUCUGCCUCUAUUCUCCCAAAGUUUACAUAAUCAUCUUUCAGCCAGAUAAGAACAUUAGAGGAAAAGUUACCAUGGGUGGUAGUACGUUCAAGAAACAAUGCAGCAGCGCUGGAACAUCCUCCGUAUCAAAAUAUACGGGUUGCGAGAUGAUAAAAGAAAAUAUCCCUUUACAGACUGCGCUAACUGCUGCAGUGCAAACAUCUGUGGGUGUGACUGAAAUCUCAUUAUCAUCCAACUCCUCCAACAAAUUACUUAAUAAAGAACAAAUAGCUCAACUUUAAAACCUCGUGAUAAUUAUAUCAAAUAUUGAGACUUGAUAUUCCAAAGGAAAAAAAAAAAAGAAAAAAAAGAAAAUAGGUGCAGUUCGAUAUUUAUCUCAUUAUUGAGAUAUGAAAGAAAAUUUAUAAGAUUUGCCAAAACAGUAUUUCGUCAAGAUCUAUAAUAUAUAUAUAAAAUGUAUAGUGCGCGUUUAAGUGCAAGAAAUGAAAACUCUACGACAAAUAAUGAUAAUUAUAUUAUAGUUAAGAAAAAAAAAGGCUACUGAACUAUAAUCGAACGUGAUUUUUGGUAGCAUUAUAUAUGAAAUAUUAUAGAGACUAUAAUAUACCAUAUGAAGUCUCUGAGUGUGUGCGGUGUCGUAUAAAAUAGUUAUCAAUUACAUUCGUCGGGAAAUCGGCUCUAAGAUCUCAAAUUUAUAGAUAUAUUGAUUCCUUUUCUUUUAACGUUCUUGCGGUAAAGAAUGAAAAGAAAUGAAAAAGUAUUUUGGCCUAACACUGUUAAUUUUUAAUUUCAAAAGUAUCAAAUAGCAACGGAUUGAUACAAAAACUGUGGAACAAAUAAAUGGAUCAAAAAUUUGAUCCACUUUAGUAACAAUUUGACACUUUCGAGAAAACUGAAUUUAUUAUUUUUAAUUUUGCAAUGAAAAAUUAUGACAUAACAAAUUUUUAAUGCGCUUUCGAGAAAGGUAUACCGAAUCGUUUAUGCGUUUCUAUUUUAUUAGAUUUUUCUUAAUUAAAUGUUUCUUUUUGUUGAUGUAAAUUUGAAACCAUUUUUUAUGGAAUAUUACGAACAUAACUCACCGAAUUUGAAUCAGUUAAAAAUCAUAGUUUUAACUGACAAUCAGCGACUGACUUGGGAGCGUCACAUUUAGUUAUUUCAAUAAAUAAAAAAUUUGCCAAAACCUUGCAAACUUGUCAAAAUUUAUAUAUAAAAAAAGAAAAAAUGUGAUUAUAAAAAAAAAAAAUUUUAUAAGGUAAAAAUUGAUUCAUACAUUUAAAAAAUAUAUUUCUACUGCGAAAGUAACAAGUACCGAAUAAAUUCGCGAAUAGUUUGAAAAGAGUAUAUGUACACAUUCAUUCAAAGUUGAAACUUGAAACAGUUUUGAGGCAAAAAAAAAAAAAAAAAAAAAAGAAAAUAAUCUCUCUUAUGAGUUUUAUGACUUUUAGCGCAACUUUAUAAGAUGUUUCGGAACCGGAACAGAUUAUAUUAUGCGAGAACGUCAAUUUAACUUUUGGAAGUAAAUUAUUCGGUAAUUAUUAAUAAAACUUAUUUCCAUAUGUGUCAAAUUUCUUUUGUCUUGCAGGAAUAUAAAUAUAUUUUAUUCGCUAAAAAUUUCAUCUAUUUUUGCAUCAAAAUAUGGAUGAUUCUUCACUCAGUGGUCACUUUUGAUUGUUUCCUAUUUCAGAAUUUUUAAAAAUUAUUUUCAAAU